GCACCUUCUUGGGGCGACAGGAGACGUUGGUAUAUAAAUCCUGGCUUUCUUACUAGAGACGAGAGCCUUUAUAGUGAUCUUUAUAGUGAUGAAGAAGAUGAGUGGCCUUUGAUUAGUGUGGAAGAGUUGCCUAUGGUACGAGUAGCGUCUAGACUACUUCAAGAAGCCAAAGAAGCCACAAUUCCUACCAAAUUUUCUGAAACAAAUAAACUACAUUUUGAGGACUUACCAAACUUGAGGAGUUUAUCAUCUGGUGAAACUAUCGAACUGCCAUCUUUGGAGCAUGUGAUUGUGAACCACUGCCCCAACUUGAAGAAGUUCGGUUUGGGAACAAUAAAAAGCUCACAACUGAAGUCACUCAUCUUAGACGAUCAAGUUCAAGUUGAAGACAAUAUUGAUACAAAGAUUGCCCAUAUUUUUGAAUUUUUGGAUCCAUUCUCAACAAUUGUUGACUACAUUAUUGGUGAUAGCAAGGAAUUAAGCAAGGCAAUAGAUAACAUUCGACCUUCACAUUUCACCAAUUUGCAAUUGUUAUCAGCAAAAAGCUGUGAUGAAGGGAUAAAUAAGUUUCUAUCUAUUUUGAUAAAGAGAUCAAAGAAACUUGAAAUUAUUGACAUUGAGAAGUGUAAAACAUUAGAACAUUUGUUUGACCUUGAGGAACUUAUGCCUGAUGAGGAUGGACAUGGUAAAUAUUUUCCAAUGAUAAAGAGGUUGUCAUUAACAGAACUACAUCAGCUGGCAUGCAUAUGGAAUAAGGAUCCAACAGGAAUUUUUGUUCUCGAAAAUCUUCAAAUAAUGCACAUCAAAAGGUGGAGUUAA
This is a messenger RNA of Cajanus cajan (pigeon pea), 819 nucleotides long. The record is from RefSeq and is a predicted model, not a curated record. NCBI's taxonomy places the organism in Eukaryota, Viridiplantae, Streptophyta, Magnoliopsida, Fabales, Fabaceae.